CCAAGCCUCGAGGACAGCCAUCCUACACCACAAUAUAACUUUCGGAAACGAAGAAAGAUAAACUAUAAUGAGAACGACAAUGAAAGGGAUCAAUUUGAGACCAAUAGUCAACACAUUCAACCAAUAUUUACUACGCCUAACCUUCCAACGAUCCUUCUUAUGAUGAAUUUGUUAUCUUUAUUUCGAGGAUCGAAUGCAGCAAACAUAACACAAUCAAUAAAGUGUACCCAGUCAGGUGUAGAAUUAUACUUACCAACUAGGACACCUUACGAAAUUUGUGUGGAAAACUACUGCAUCCACAUGAAAAAUCCAAAGGCGAACGAGACAAUUCCAUUGCCACCCGAUAUAAAAUUGCAUGAGCACCUUGUUCAAUGGAAAAUCUCGACCAGCCAAUCUACCAUCGAGACAAUGUGUCAAGCAGGUUCCUUCUGUCAAUCAAUUCAGUGUACAAUUUGCAUGAUUAACGCACUGAAUCCCGAAUGUUGGCCAACUAGCGCAAUAGUUACAGUAGCGGUAUCUGCUUAUAUAGUUACAUUAAUGUGCUACUUGUUUUCAUAUAUUUUGAUGGCAUUUUUACACCCAAUAAAAUUACUUAGUAAAGUAUUAGGGGUAAUACUCAACUGUUGCACGCUAACUUACUCAUAUCUCCCCACUCGAAAAGAUAAACCAAUACCAAAGCGUUCGCAACAGAAAAGAAGGCUUGCAGAAAUAAUAGCAGUUUCGUUAACAAUAUCAUCUUUAAUUAUGAAAUCAAGCCAACCAAACGUUCCAAUAAAAAUCGGGGCAUUCACGAUCACUCUUAGUUCAAUAGGUAUUCCCCCAAUACCGCUGCUCAAUACAUUUUUUAUAACCGAUGGUAAAAAUACAUCCGUAUGGAGAACGGAUACACUUCCCCCAUUACAAUGCUCUACACAUUCACAGGCGAGGGCCAUGAAAUGUCCAGUUUUUGACCAAUGCAAAUGCGUACCAGCCGAAAAUCACAUCAACUGCAAUUGUAGAACACUCUCUGUAAAAGCGAUAUUCGAUGAUAUCAGAAGCAAGUUACCUGUGAUUUUUCCCUCAUUAACCUUCCAACAAUAUUUUCAAUCUCAAGUUCAAGCCGUUAUAUCGAGAGAAGUAACGUCAGAAAUAAUAAUGAAUUUCAAAGACACAUUUGUCUCCAAUAUUCUUGUUAAACCUACGAUGAUAUCCUCCAACUACUACACGGAAUACUUCAAGCACUUCACUUCUCUCCACAAGUCUCCUGCAAUACAAGGAGUCGAACAAACAAUAACCUCAACAGUUCAUAGGAUCCACGACCAACUAAUAGUGGCAACGACAUUGAAAAAAGCUUGGGAAGACAACCUUCAAGACGUGGGAGCAAGCAGAUCAAUAGACUACCAAUUUUCGAUGAUGAACAGACUACUGCGGAAUACCAUCACAGCAAGAGAAACACUUCUCCGCUUAACCACUGAAUUCCUUCUCCUCGACUCAAUAAACCAGCUUAGACACAAGUACUCAAAAUCCAGCUCGUCAAUCAGUGCAAUUAAAUCAGAGAGCGUGGCGAGGUCAGCAGAAAGACAGCUGAUACAAUACGGAAAGGAAAUAGACGAGAUGGAAUGGCAUAUUCAGCAAGUUGAAAAAAGAUUCGAGAUCGAGAGGACCUUUUUCAAAGAAGUGAAGAAUAAAAUCAGUGCGAUGGAGAAUCAAAUAGAUGAUUUAAGAAACUCUUCAAGACCUUCAGAGAAUCAAGAAAUGCAAGAAGACAAUGACGGAUCCAAUACGCAAGAAAAACAAGCGCAGGGCUUAACAGAUGAAGAAUACUUACUGAAGUCUCAUACGAGAAACUACCAUGAACGAAAGCAG
Ostertagia ostertagi is the source of this 1845-nucleotide messenger RNA. The record is from the annotation of a GenBank genome assembly. Lineage: Eukaryota; Metazoa; Nematoda; Chromadorea; Rhabditida; Trichostrongylidae.